AAGGAAAGAGGAAGAUACGAAAGAGUAGAAGAAUAUUGGGAGGAAGGAAGGAGGGAGGGAAAGUAUGGCGACAUGGGACGAUGUUAGAAGUGGAGAUGCCACUUCCGGGGCCGUGGAAGCGGGCGUCAACGUCGAUGAGGAGGAGGAAGAGGAGGAGGAAGAGGAGGAGGAGGCUGAAGGGGGCAACCAUCUUCUCGGAUUCAUGUUUGGAAACGUGGAUAACUCUGGUGAUCUUGAUGUCGACUAUCUUGAUGAGGAUGCAAAGGAGCAUCUCUCUGCCUUGGCUGAUAAACUUGGCCCAUCCCUGACAGAUAUAGAUCUCUCCAUAAAAUCACCACAGACACCAUCUGAUGCUACAGAUCAAGAUUAUGACAGGAAGGCAGAAAAUGCUGUUGAUUAUGAAGAUAUUGAUGAGCAAUAUGAUGGACCGGAAGUUGAAACUGCCACUGAAGAAGAUUUUUUGUUGCCAAAAAAGGAUUUUUUCUCUAACCAAGUUCCCGUAACUUCUUUGGAGAAUACAACUUCUGUGUUUGAUGAUGAAAAUUAUGAUGAAGAAGAUGAUGAUUUGGAAAAGCAGAACACAUUGGUGGAAGGCAAUGUUGAGGCUCAGCAGUUCUCUCCAUCAGGUGAGCAAAAUUACAGUCACGAAGUGCUUUCUCAGGAGGCAAGUCUUCCAGAUGAUUCACACACCCUUGAAAUGGAAAAAUCAGAUACAUUUUACUCUGAGGAGGAAGUUUCAAGUUCUUCAGAAGAAUCACUGGGAGAUGAUAUGUCUUCAUUGCUUCCUGUUCUAUAUGUGGAAGAUGGAAAGGCAGUCUUACGAUUUUCUGAAAUUUUUGGUGUUCAUGAACCAUUGCAAAAGACAGUGAAAAGAGAAUGUCGAUAUGUAAUACCUAAAGAGAAAUACAAGUCCAUGGAUGCUUCUGACGUUUUUGAAGAGGAUGAAGAGAAAUUUAUGAAAGCACCCUGUCAAGAUUUUUCCUGGAUGAAACUAUUUCAUAGAAAGAGUGAUAUUCUCAAUUUGGGUGUUGAAGGUGAUGUGAUGAAGUCUGGAAAUGUUCAGGAAUCAAGAAACAUGUCUUUGGGGGUUGCUGACAAUCAAAAGGAUACAUUUAUUUUGGCUGAACCCAUGAAAGAUGAUCCAUUAGCUUCUACUUUCUCAGGAUGGAACCCACUAGCCUCACACAAGUUUUAUCCCCUGGAUCAGGAAGAUUGGGAAGAUAGAAUUGUUUGGCAUAACUCUCCCACUAAUGUGCUUGCUGAGGGCUAUGAACUGUCUGGACUUGAUUCUGACACAUUUGUUGAUAAGGAAAGCGAUUUGAAAGUUGAAGUGCAAACUCUCAACCGAGAAAUCCAAAGUGAACCUAAUCAUAAGGAUCGAACUCUAUUUCUCUGCAAUGGUCCCAUUUCAGUGGAGUCUUUUGGCUCAAGUGAAUAUUCCAAGUGUACAAACCAUUCAAGUUCUCAAUUUUCUGAGAUAAGUCAUCCCCAACUGCUAAGGUUAGAAUCUCAGUUAGACAAAUCUAAUCCAAACUCUGAAGGUGUAAAAGAUGAUGCUGCCAGAGGAAUGCAGGGUAGUGAUGUUACAAGACGUUUUAGUGAGCUAACCCUACAAAACAAGGAUAUAAUUGAAGGAUCUUGGUUGGAUAAUAUUGUUUGGGAUCCAAAUCAAUCUAUGGCAAAGCCAAAACUGAUUCUUGAUCUUCAGGAUGAGCAGAUGCUUUUUGAACUUUCAGAUGCUAAGGAUGAUAAACACCUGCAGCUUCAUGCAGGCGCCAUGAUUAUGGCUCGAGCUCUACAUCCCAACAGUGGGGAUUCAGUGGAGCCGCACAACCAUGGAAUUCAAUCUGCAGGGCGUUUCAAUAUCUCCAAUGACAAAUUUUAUUCAAGCAGGAAAUCCUCUCAGCAGCUGAGGUCUCACACCAAAAAACGGACCUUUCAUGGGCUCAAAGUUUUGCACUCAGUACCAGCACUUAAGCUGCAGACAAUGAAAGCUAAAUUAAGCAACAAAGAUGUUGCUAAUUUUCAUCGGCCAAAAGCUUUGUGGUACCCCCAUGAUAUUGAAGUUCCAUUUAAGGAGCAAGGGAAACUAGCCACACAGGGACCAAUGAAGAUCAUUAUGAAGAGUUUGGGUGGUAAAGGCAGUAAGCUUCAUGUGGAUGCUGAAGAAACCAUCUCCUCUGUAAAGGCUAAAGCUUCAAAAAAGCUAGAUUUCAAAGUAACGGAGCCAGUGAAGAUAUUUUAUUCUGGGAGGGAGCUUGAAGAUGACAAGUCUCUUGCUGAACAAAAUGUUCUUCCAAACUCUGUGUUGCACCUAAUUAGGACAAAGAUACAUCUUUUGCCUCGUGCGCAAAAGCUGCCUGGAGAGAACAAGUCCCUGCGCCCGCCUGGGGCAUUCAAGAAGAAAUCUGAUCUUUCAGUAAAGGAUGGCCAUGUUUUCUUGAUGGAGUACUGUGAGGAAAGACCUUUACUUCUUGCCAAUGCUGGAAUGGGUGCAAGAAUAUGUACAUAUUACCAAAAAUCGGCACCAAACGAUCAAAUGGGAAACUUGUUGCGGAAUGGAAAUAAUGGUUUUGGGAGUGUUAUUAUUCUUGAUCCCGCCGAUAAAUCUCCUUUCCUUGGAGAUAUAAAGCCUGGCACCAGCCAAUCAAGCCUUGAAACCAACAUGUUUAGAGCUCCCAUAUUUCAACAUAAAGUGCCGUCUACUGAUUAUUUAUUGGUGAGGUCUUCAAAGGGCAAGCUGUCUAUCAGACGCAUUGACAGGGUUAAUGUUGUUGGACAACAGGAGCCUCAUAUUGAGGUAAUGUCUCCUGGUUCCAAAGGUAUCCAAUUCUACAUCAUGAACAGGCUAUUGGUAUACAUGUAUCGUGAGUUUCGUGCAGCAGAAAAGCGUGGUUUGCGUCCCUCUAUUCGUGCUGAUGAGUUGUUCUCACAGUUUCCUAGUUUAUCUGAGUCAUUUCUUCGGAAGAGGCUGAAGAAUUGUGCUGAUUUACAGAGAGGGCCAACGGGGCAUUUUAUUUGGGUCAUGAAACGCAACUUCCGCAUUCCUUCAGAGGAAGAACUAAGACGGAUGGUGACACCUGAAAAUGUCUGUGCCUAUGAGAGCAUGCAAGCUGGUUUUUACAGGCUCAAAAGGUUGGGAAUCACAAGGCUAACUCAACCAACAGGUCUAUCAUCUGCAAUGAAUCAACUUCCUGAUGAAGCAAUUGCUUUAGCUGCUGCAUCGCAUAUUGAGAGGGAGCUUCAGAUUACACCUUGGAACUUGAGUAGUAAUUUUGUUUCAUGUACAAAUCAGGAUCGAGAAAACAUUGAACGCCUUGAAAUCACAGGUGUUGGCGACCCUUCAGGAAGGGGCCUUGGUUUCAGUUAUGUUCGGACAACUCCUAAGCCCCCAAUCUCAAACUCAAUGGCAAAAAAGAAAGCUGUAAUUAGUAAAGGAACAACUGUGACUGGAACUGAUGCUGAUCUCCGCAGAUUGAGCAUGGAGGCUGCAAGAGAGCUGCUCCUUAAAUUCAAUGUUCCAGAUGAGCAAAUUGCAAAAUAUACUCGAUGGCACCGAAUUGCUUUGAUACGCAAGCUUUCAAGUGAGCAAGCUGCAUCUGGUGUCAAGGUUGAUUCUACAACUGUGAGCAAGUUUGCCCGUGGGCAGCGAAUGUCCUUCUUGCAAUUGCAGCAGCAGACACGAGAAAAAUGCCAGGAAAUAUGGGAUCGACAAGUUCAAAGUCUCUGUUUGGGUGAUGGGGAAGAGAAUGAGAGUGAAUCAGAGGCUAAUAGUGACUUGGAUUCAUUUGCUGGAGAUUUGGAAAAUCUUCUGGAUGCAGAAGAAGGUGAAGAGGGUGAGGAGGAUAACUAUGAAUCCAAACAUGAUUCUGUUGAUGGUGUCAAGGGACUGAAAAUGAGAAGGCGCCCAUUGCAAACACAGGCAGAAGAAGAAAUUGAAGAUGAAGCAGCAGAAGCUGCAGAAUUAUGCAGAAUGCUCAUGGAUGAUGAUGAAGCUGAUCAGAAAAAGAAGAAGAAGACCAGAGCAGCAGUAGAGGAAACUAAGAUUAUUCCCUUUAAGUCAAAAUUUGGCUCUGAAAUAGCUGAUGGGAUUAAGAAACACAGUUCAGUUUCUAAGCGACUCAUGCAACCAGAGGGAUCCUUUGUAUUGCAAGAUAGAACUCAGAGAGAUCAGAAGGAGUCAGAGAGCCUUUCUGCAAAGAAGUAUCUUCAGGGAAAAUUUAAACCGAAGAAAAAGAGUGAGAUUGAACAAAUAGGUUUGCUCAACAAAAAAGUUAAGAUACUGGGGGAUGGGAUCAAUGUGAUCAAGGAAAAAAAAUCGGCAAGAGAGAGUUUUGUUUGUGGGGCAUGUGGUCAGCUUGGCCAUAUGCGGACCAACAAAAACUGCCCCAAGUAUGGGGAAGAUCCUGAGAUGCGAGCAGAAAGCAUAGAUCUUGAGAAGCCCUCAGGCAGACCCAGUUUCGGAGAUCAAUUGGAACAAAACCUGCAGAAACCUCAGAUAAAGAAGCUUAUACCGAAGAAUGGGACAAAGAUUAGUGGGUCAGAAGUCCCUGAAGAUGAUAAGCCUACUUCAAAGGCAAAAACACUGAAGGUCAAAUGCGGUGCACCUGACAAGAUUCCUGAUAAACACACACCACAUUCACAGAGCUCUGAUCGACCCGUAAUGUCAGAUUCAGAGAUGGGAGACAAAGCUCCGGUUAAAGUUAACAAAAUAGUUUUUUCCAACAAGACAAAACCCGAAGAUUCACUGAUUGAGACCCCAAAGCCCGCCAUUGUGAUAAAACCACCAGUAGAGGCUGAUAGAGACCAGCCGCGGAAAAAAAUUAUAAUUAGACAACCAAAGGAGGUUGUAAAUGUGGAUGACAAUAGCCCGGACGGAAGUUUUGGCUUUGACUUUAGGAAAACAAAGAAAAUAGUGGAAUUGUCAAGUUUCGACAAGCAUCAUGAGCAUAGGAACAAACAUUUCUUUGAAGAGUCGUCAGGAAUGAGAGAUCCAGAUAGUAACCAAUGGUGGAUGGAAGAUAGAAGAAGAGCUGCUGACAGACAUCAAGAAGAAAGAUCCAAGAGGGUGGAGAAAAUGAGGAUGAUUGACGAGCAACGAACAUAUGAGUUACAAAGGUACGAGGAAUCCAUUCGAAGAGAAAGGGAAGAGGAAGAACGGCAAAAGAAGGCAAAGAAAAAAAAGAAGAGAAAACCUGAAAUAAGAGAUGAUUAUUUAGAUGAUUAUCCCCCUAGAACGAAUGACCGGAGGAUGCAUGAUAGAGAAAGAGUGGGGCAAAGGAGGUCGGAAAUUGACUAUGGAAAGCAUGGAAUAGAUUAUCCUCAGGCUUCAAAGCGGAGACGAGGAGGAAAGGUCGGUUUGUCUAACAUUUUGGAGAGUAUCGUGGAGACGCUAAAGGCAAGAAAAGAAAUAUCCUACCUAUUUCUAAAGCCGGUAACUAAGAAAGAGGCUCCCGACUAUCUGGAUAUCAUAAGUCAUCCAAUGGAUUUGUCUACAAUAAGGGAUAAGUCGAGAAGGAUGGAGUACAAGACCCGGGAUGAAUUCAGGCACGAUGUCUGUCAGAUUGUAUACAAUGCGCAUAGAUACAACGACAGAAGGAAUCCGGACAUUCCUCCCCUGGCAGACCAACUUCUAGAGCUUUGCAACUUCCUGCUAGAUCAAUACGAUGCAGAGCUGACAGAAGCCGAAGCUGGGAUCGACUAAAAACAUACACUUAGCAGGUAGGCAUUUCUGGUUCGAUCCCAUUCGCACGGGCCUCGUGCUCGGUUAAUUAGCUGAUGUUGUUGCAAUAGAGCCUUUCUUGGCUUGUGUAUGGCAAUUUUGCAAUUAGCAGCAUAACAGUUUUGUGAUGUAAUUAAAAUCUGGCGUCUGUAUAUUGAGAGGGCUGUGGGUGGGUGGUGGGAUGAGGCUGUGCUUCCCCAGCCAGCAUUGGUUGGUAUAGGAUUGUUUCAUACAUACAUGUUCUUUAGCCUAGUUACAGGUUGACACAGAAAUGUAUAGUAAUCUAAUCUAUAUAUACAUAUAAUAUGUUCAUACUAAGUAGGCUUAGAAUUAUUCAAUUUUCAUCAAUUGUUCUGGUUUUUUAAUUUUGUUGUAUGUGACUGCUGAGAUUUGGGAAUUAGGGUUUAGGGUUUCAUCCUAUAAUCUAUUGCGCAGAGAUUUGGGAAUUAGGGUUUCAUUCCUUCCAUCACUAUUUCUCUAGUGUAGUCAGUGGUUACAGUGCUGGUUUAACUAAACAUAUUAUUAUUAUUAUUAUUAUUAUUAUUAUUAUUAUUAUGAUUAUGAAAUAAAUUGAUCACUGGUGGUUAACACAGUAACGGCGUUUGUUAGGGAUCAUAAUUGCAAUUUGUUGACAAUAAUAUUAUUAAAUACGGCCGUUGCACCUGCUGUGAUAUGACAUGACAUAUCCUAAAGGCUAACGCCUAAUUAGUCUCUCUUUUCACACCUACGCAAUUAUUGACACUAAAUAUUCCCAAAUUUCCAAUAUUGGUUGCACAUUACUACAAUUACAAUGCACAGCAAAAUGAUUAAUUUAUAGUACUACUAUAAUUCAUAUCUAUCUCAGACCUAAUUAUAAUAAAUAAAUUAAUCCACACAAUUUCACAUGGGAAAAGAAAUUAGGGUUUAGAGAGGUUGGGAGGGCAUUUUCGUCAAUGAUAAUAGGAAAGGGUAUUUCGGUCAUUUGAGUUAUAUAUAAAUAUUUAUAUGAGUGUUGCAGACCUUGCAUUGCUUCCUAGUUUCACUCAACUGCUAUCCGAACUCACUGUUCAUCUUCGCUUUUCUUCCACCCGUUUUGGUCAGAAAUCGAUCAACCCGCUCGUUGUGAAGAUUCUCGGCUUGAUUUUCACUUUCCUGUGCGUAGAUCUGUGCUGUGGAAAAUACAGGUUAUAUGCACUUGUGAUGUGUUGAAUUGGAUGCGGAGGUGACCAAAAUGGGGUGGCUGAGUUUUUCACUUGACGUGUUUCGUAAUGUGGUCUCCUUGAACUUGUACUGCAGGGUUAUUCUAUAAUUUAUAUUUUUUUUUUUUGUAAACCUUUCCAAACCAGCGAAGGGAACCAUUUUGUUUCUUCUGCCACUAUUUAGCUCAAUCAAUGGGAUCCAAUCACUUUCCUCUUA
Molecule: messenger RNA, 7117 nt
Organism: Andrographis paniculata
Lineage: Eukaryota; Viridiplantae; Streptophyta; Magnoliopsida; Lamiales; Acanthaceae
Product: transcription initiation factor TFIID subunit 1
Exons: 22
Coding region: 65-5704 (1879 amino acids)
Biological process (GO): transcription by RNA polymerase II; RNA polymerase II preinitiation complex assembly
Cellular component (GO): transcription factor TFIID complex
Molecular function (GO): histone acetyltransferase activity; RNA polymerase II general transcription initiation factor binding; RNA polymerase II general transcription initiation factor activity
Source: RefSeq, a predicted model, not a curated record